GAGAUAUAUAUACAAAGAUAACAAUAACAUGUCACUGAUCAAACCCAACAUGAUCAUCCUUUUCUUUUUCAUCAUCUUCUUGCUGAACUCCUCCUCUUCCUCCAACGCAGCCGUCCAAGACUUUUGCGUCGGAGACCUCACGGCGCCGGAGGGUCCUGCCGGAUACUCAUGCAAGAAAGCAUCCGUUGUCACUUCCAAUGACUUCUUUUACAAGGAUAUCUUCAAGUCCAAUCAAAAUUUCCCUCCUAUCAACCUAUCUCUGACAUAUUUAUUCAGCCAACAGUUCCCUGGCCUUAAUGGCCUGGGUAUCUCGCUGUUGUCCAUUCAGAUGGGACCUGGUGGUAUUGUCCCAGCGCACACUCACCCUAGGGCCAAUGAGGUUAUUGUUUGCAUUGAAGGGACCGUUUACGUUGGCUUCAUCUCAACUGACAACAAAGCUUAUACUAAAACUAUACAGGCAGGUGAUGUCUUUAUCUUCCCUCAAGGUUUGUUGCACUUCCAGUUGAACGUUGGGAAAGGACAAGCAAAGGUCCUGGCCUUCUUUGGUGGCUCAAGUCCAGGUAUCCAAACACUAGCGUUUUCACUAUUUGGGAAUGACUUGCCUUCAGACGUUGUGGGCAACGUAACCUUUUUAGAUAAUAAUGUUGUGAAGAAGCUCAAGGCCAGGUUUGGAGGAACAAACUAAGCUCGCUAGAUUGCGGGCCUAGGGUUUCUUUAUAUAUAUAUAUAUAUAUAAUAUAAUAUAAUAUAAUAUAAUAUAAUAAUGGUGCAUUACCGCACGCAAUGAAAGCAUGUAUGCAUGCUU
This is a messenger RNA of Dioscorea cayenensis subsp. rotundata (Guinea yam), 805 nucleotides long. RefSeq names its product auxin-binding protein ABP19a-like. Bases 29 to 685 code for a protein of 218 amino acids. NCBI's taxonomy places the organism in Eukaryota, Viridiplantae, Streptophyta, Magnoliopsida, Dioscoreales, Dioscoreaceae. The record is from RefSeq and is a predicted model, not a curated record. Gene Ontology annotation, cellular component: cell wall. The transcript has a single exon. Gene Ontology annotation, molecular function: manganese ion binding.